AUGAGAAUGAGGAGGUCGCUGGUGCACGGGGCCCUCUCGGUUACGGCCCUCACCGGCCUCGCCGUCGCGUCUGAGCCGUCAAGUUCGAGGAGAACACAGGUCGGGGCGCCAUAUUUGCGUUCUCAAGUGACGACUCAUCGUGGGAACUCGCCGGACGGUCAGACCUGGGGCAAGUUCCGACGGGCCAAUUCCAGGAGACAAGAUGCGACUCGCUUGGAGAAUCAGCAGACUGGCACCUCAUACACCAUCGACAUCGAGAUCGGCACGCCGCCCCAGCCUCUGACCCUUAUCCUCGAUACGGGCUCGUCGGAGCUGUGGGUGAAUCCAACGUGUGCGACAUCAGGACAGCCCGACUACUGCGAGUCAUUUUCACAGUUCGACUACACCUCUAGCUCGACAAUAAACGAUACGGGGUACUCAAAUAUGUUAGCGUAUGGAAAGGGUAAUGUCACGAUCGAGUAUGUGACGGAUGUGGUCAGCAUUGGAUCUGCUAGCAUCACAGACCAGAUAUUUGGCGUGGGCUUCGAAUCAUACGACAUACCCCUGGGAAUUCUCGGCCUUGCUCCGCCCACAGACUCGGAACCUCUGUACACAUAUGUGCUCGAUAAUAUGGUGGACCAGGGCCUGAUCGACAGUCGGGCCUUUAGCCUGGACCUCCGAGAUGUCGACAGCCCGGACGGCUCGGUCAUCUUCGGCGGCGUCGAUACUGGCAAGUUUGUCGGGGAGCUGCAGAAGUGCCCCAUAGUCGACCCUCUGGAAACCCCUAGCGGUGCAGACCGAUACUGGAUCUACCUCACUGGUCUUGGGAUGACGCUCCCGAGUGGUGAAUCCGGGCUGAUCGCCAGUGGGGAGCUGCCCGUCUUCCUGGACAGCGGCGGGACGAUGACUCGGCUGCCCACCCAAGUGUUCGAGGCCGUAGGCUCUGUCUUCCCCGGCUCGCAGUAUGACGCCGAGUCUGGAUACUUCAUUGUUGAUUGCGACGUUGGUGACAGCUCGGGAAGUGUGGAUUUUGUCUUUAGCGAGAAGAUCAUCAGCGUUGCGUUUGACGACUUUAUCUGGCGCGUGCCCAGCAUGGAUGAUACAUGCGUCCUCGGCGUCCUGGCUGACGAUGAUGAACCCGUCCUUGGAGACACGUUUCUGCGCGCAGCAUACGUCGUCUACGACCAAGACAACCGAAACCUGCACCUUGCCCAGGCCGCCAACUGCGGCACCAGCCUCGUCGCCAUCUCCUCCGGCUCGGACGCGGUGCCAUCCGUCACCGGCGACUGCACGGCCACCGUAGAGGCAGGUCCGCUGACUGGCUCGCUGACUGCGACAGAGGCACCGUCGACCAUCACGAAUGGCCCCGGCGGGCUGAGCUCGGCUAUUGCGCCGGGCCCUGGCGGCACCCAGACCGGUGAAAGGGUGGCGAGCAGUCUGUGCCUGACGUGCAAGAACACCGCCACGGCGGCAGCGAAUCCUUCCGGGACGACUAGGACUGCAAACGCCGGUGCCGUGGAGACUGGUAGCCCUCUGGCCGCGGUUGGUGCGAUGGCGAUGGCUGCUUUGCUGAUCUGA
This is a messenger RNA of Diaporthe batatas, 1557 nucleotides long. RefSeq lists its product as uncharacterized. The transcript has 3 exons. Gene Ontology annotation, biological process: proteolysis. Gene Ontology annotation, molecular function: aspartic-type endopeptidase activity. NCBI's taxonomy places the organism in Eukaryota, Fungi, Ascomycota, Sordariomycetes, Diaporthales, Diaporthaceae. The record is from RefSeq and is a predicted model, not a curated record. Bases 1 to 1557 code for a protein of 518 amino acids.